GUGUGUACAUGGUGUACAUACAUUUGCUAUACAGCUUUGACAAAUCAUAUGUUUGUCUUCAAAGUCUGCUGUAAACAAAGAUCUACUUGUCGGAAUAUACGAAAUACCUGAAAAAAAUGGAGAAUGAUAGCCCCGUAAUAUACGGCCUCGAAUUUCAAACGAGAGCACUGUCGGCUCAGACCGCAGAGACGGACAUAGUUCGAUUUUUGGUCGGCACGCAAUCAUUGAAAUUCAGUAACAAUCAAGUUCACUUGGUCGAACUGAACGAGGAAACGGGAAGUUUAAGGACUCAGAUGUUUAAUCAUCCCGUCGGAGAAGUUUGGUCUUUACAAGCUUCUCCGACAGACCCUAGUAUAUUUAUUACAUGUUACAAUACUUUAAGUGACGAUGGUUCUUGCCACAUGAAGGGAGCACUUUGGCAAUUGCCACAGUUAAAGGAAUAUACGAACAACGUCGAGAAUCUUACGAAAUUAGCAGACAUCGAUACUACUCCUUAUGGCACAGACCUUAAAACGAUCGCGUAUCAUCCCAUGGAUUCGACGAAAGCCGUUUCCGUAGUCGACAAUAAAUUUAUACUAUGGGACCUAACCGAUAACGGCCCAAAGGCUACCACUACGUCCGGAACGUUAGCUAGUAAAGGCCAGCCACGUUUCACAAACGGUAAAUGGAACCCACACAAUGGUUGCAAUCAGUUCGUUACAUUAAAUGAGAACAAUGUUCGCGGAUGGGAUUUCCGAAAUCCUACCGAACCGUCCUGGACGAUACUGUCUGGCCAUUCUCAAAUAAUUAGGGACUUAGAUUUUAACGCAAACCGACAAUACAUCUUGUCCACGUGUGGAGACGAUGGAUAUAUGAAGUUCUGGGACAUUCGAUCGCCCACAGAACCUGUAUUAUCUCGCAUGGAACACUCCCAUUGGGUGUGGAGCAUCAGAAUCAAUCGUUUCCACGAUCAAUUAGUUUUAACUUCGAGCAGCGACUCGAGAGUAAUUUUAUGUAGCAUCGCGUCGAUUUCCUCGGAACCUUUCGGGCACAUAGUCUCCGCCGAUGAUGAUUCCGCGCAAAACGAUUACGGUUGCAAGAAGGAUAAACUAGAAGACGGAGUCGUUGGGAGGUACGAGGAACACGAGGACAGCGUUUACGCGGUCGAAUGGUCGUCGGCCGACCCUUGGACGUUCGCUUCGUUGAGUUACGACGGGAGAUUGGUAUUGAAUAAAGUGCCGAGGAAAUAUAAAUACCAAAUACUACUCUAAGUGAAACUGUAUAAAAAAAAUAAAGUAAUUUUUAUUUUAAAAUCGUU
Messenger RNA from Ceratina calcarata, 1297 nucleotides. RefSeq names its product EARP-interacting protein homolog. Bases 117 to 1250 code for a protein of 377 amino acids. Gene Ontology annotation, molecular function: protein binding. Gene Ontology annotation, biological process: protein ubiquitination. NCBI's taxonomy places the organism in Eukaryota, Metazoa, Arthropoda, Insecta, Hymenoptera, Apidae. The record is from RefSeq and is a predicted model, not a curated record. The transcript is spliced from 6 exons.